Messenger RNA from Aureobasidium vineae, 864 nucleotides. The record is from the annotation of a GenBank genome assembly. Lineage: Eukaryota; Fungi; Ascomycota; Dothideomycetes; Dothideales; Saccotheciaceae.
AUGGUGCUCGUCCCAGGAUUGCUUCCGCCCUCGCGCGAGAAUUGGGUCAUCAUCAACAACCUCUGGCAGUUCUUCCCCGUCGUGACUGGCAUCCAAUGGCUCAUUGACUACUAUCCCCAAGGCAAGACGUCGGUCGAGUCGCGCUUCAAUCUUCCUGGAAAAUGGGCUUGGGCUAUCAUGGAGGCCCCAGGCUUCAUCACCCUGCUCUACAACAUGCGGGCGCUGCCUACUGAGCUCGGUCUGGGUCCCUUGCCCUGGGUCAACUGGACCAUGGCUGGCCUCUACUCCAUCCACUACUUCUACCGCGCCAUCCUCUCCCCACUCUUCCUCAACCCAAGCAUGUCACCCAUCCACCCUCUGGUCUUCGUCUCGGCUCUAGCCUUCAACCUGACCAAUUCGCUCUGCCUGUCCGGCUGGCUCGCCGGCUACGGCCCCACCACCGUCCACGACUGGGCCGGCCGCCUCUACUGGAUCCAAGCCGGCCUCGUCGUCUGGGGUUGGGCUCUCCUCGGCAACAUCUUUCACGACGACGACCUCCGCGAGAUCCGCCGUUCCGCCCUGCGCCGCCAAAGAGAGCAAGCCAAGAAAGACAACAAGCCCAUCGAAGGUGUCCAGAAACUGUACAUGAUGCCCAAGAACGGUCUUUUCCACUAUGUCUUGUUCCCUCACUACCUUUGUGAGUGGAUUGAGUGGACGGGCUUUUGGAUGAUUGGAGGUUUGGCAUGUACUCCGGCCAGAGCGUUCCUCUUGAAUGAGAUUAGCACUAUGCUGCCUCGUGCACUGCAAGGAAGACGUUGGUAUAUUCAGAAGUUUGGCAAGGACAGAGUUGGCAAUCGCAAGGCUGUCAUUCCUGGUCUGAUCUGA